Messenger RNA from Haliotis rufescens (red abalone), 3651 nucleotides. RefSeq names its product RYamide receptor-like. Gene Ontology annotation, cellular component: membrane. Gene Ontology annotation, biological process: G protein-coupled receptor signaling pathway. Lineage: Eukaryota; Metazoa; Mollusca; Gastropoda; Lepetellida; Haliotidae. Bases 455 to 1606 code for a protein of 383 amino acids. Gene Ontology annotation, molecular function: neuropeptide Y receptor activity. The record is from RefSeq and is a predicted model, not a curated record. The transcript is spliced from 3 exons.
UUACACUUCGAUCUGACAAAUCCCCGCUUCCCACGUCUCAUCGGGCAAUAGUUCUUGUCUUUGAUUGGCUUCGGUUAUUGGUGUCACAGCGAGGGAGAACACGGAUGUUCUGUUGCAAGGAGCACAAGGAAUACCGUGAGUGACACACAGACACACGGCUAGCCGAGGCUGUGGGUGUAAGGUUGAAAUACACGUCUCCUAACUGCCAGUAUUCUGUAAAACCUUGGAUAGAUUUCCGGAACUUUACCCCUCCCAGUGAAGGGGCUGUGAAGUAUAUGGAGCCCCUGUGUUGAAAGUUGUCAACUUUGUGUGGCAGCUGAUGCCGAUUGUGGGAGAGUUGUGUUGGAGCCGGAGCCAAGUCUCAGGGUACCAUCCUGCAGCCCGGGGGAGCCGCGAUACGUGACCCAGCUUCAUCUUCAUCUGCACGUGCUGCCGAGGACGGGACAUUGUCGAGAUGAGUGGACAGAACACCAGCUACUCCGUCUUCCUGCAAACAACGGAACUCUUGACCAACGCUUCCGGUGCCCCUCUCGCAGACUCUGGCGUCAGCCUCACCGUCACAAUCAUCCUCGUCCUCAUGUACACCCUCAUCAUUCUCGUCGCCGUCAGCGGGAACGUCGCCGUCUGCUACAUCAUCCUCUCCGACCACCGGAUGAGAACAGUCACCAACCUGUUCCUCCUCACUCUGGCUCUCAGUGACAUCAUCAAGGCAGUGAUCUGCAACCCGUUCUCUGUGUUCGCUAACCUCAUGCUGUACUGGCCAUUCGGGAGUGUCAUGUGCCCCGUGUGGCAGUAUCUUCAGGUGGUCGCCGUUUACGUCAGUUCUCUCACCCUUGUGGCCAUGAGCCUUGACAGGUUCGUCGCCAUUUUAUUCCCUCUAAAGCCCCGGAUGUCAAAAAGUCGUCUGCUGGUGAUAAUCGUGUCAAUACUCUUCCUGUCCUGCGCACUGCCUUUACCAACAGCUGUCAAGUCGAAGGUGACGUACCCCAAACCCCAGUACCCAAAUGACCCGUCGUCGAAUGGGCUCUGUCUGGAGAAAUGGGACAAUGACUUCCAUAAGUAUGUGUACAGUAUGGGUAUCAUGGUGACACAAUACUUUCUACCCCUGUCAGUUCUCGCAUUUACAAAUGGGUGUAUCGGCUAUGUCGUGUGGCUUAAAAAGCCCCCAGGAGAAGCGGAUUCUGGACGAGACAACAGAUUGGCUGCAUCGAAGAGACGGAUGGUGAAGAUGAUCAUCGUCGUGGUGCUGAUCUACGCUGUGUGUUGGCUGCCGCUGCACGUCCUCACACUGGUGGGCGACCGCGACCAGAGCAUCUACAACGACAGCUACAUGAACAUCGUCUUUCUCGCCAUCCAGUGGCUGGCAACCAGUCACUCCUGCUACAAUCCCUUCGUCUACUUCUGGAUGAACCCAAAGUUUAGGAAUGGUUUCAAGAGAAUGUUGCGCUUCAUUCAACUGCGGAAAAUGAAGGAGAAAGACGCCAAUGUCCCCUUCCAUGCCGACCACCUGGACAGGGAGGCGUCCAGUCACUUUGACUCAGGGGGAUCCAGGUACUACCACAGCACACGGGCCAGUAACCACGUACAGAGUGUGGACUGUAUGUAGGUGAUACACAAUGCCUGGUACAGAGUGUGGAAUGUAUGUAAGUGAUACACAGUGGCUGGUACAGAGUGUGGACUGUAUGUAGGUGAUACACAAUGCCUGGUACAGAGUGUGGAAUGUAUGUAAGUGAUACACAGUGGCUGGUACAGAGUGUGGACUGUAUGUAGGUGAUACACAAUGCCUGGUACAGAGUGUGGAAUGUAUGUAAGUGAUACACAGUGGCUGGUACAGAGUGUGGACUGUACGUAGGUGAUACACAGUGGAGGAUACAGAGAGUGGAAUGUAUGUAAGUGAUACACAGUGGCUGGUACAGAGUGUGGACUGUAUGUAGGUGAUACACAGUAGAGGAUACAGAGAGUGGACUGUAUGUAGGUGAUACACAAUGCCUGGUACAGAGUGUGGACUGUAUGUAGGUGAUACACAGUGGAGGAUACAGAGUGUGGAAUGUAUGUAGGUGAUACACAGUCGAUGGUAUAGAGUGUGGACUGUAUGUAGGUGAUACACAGUGGAUGGUACAGAGAGUGGGCUAUAUGAAGGUGAUACACAGUCGAUGGUACAGAGUGUGGACUGUAUGUAGGUGAUACACAGUGGAGGAUACAGAGAGUGGGCUGUAUGAAGGUGAUACACAGUCGAUGGUAUGGAGUGUGGACUGUAUGUAGGUGAUACACAGUGGAGGAUACAGAGAGUGGGCUGUAUGAAGGUGAUACACAGUCGAUGGUACAGAGUGUGGACUGUAUGUAGGUGAUACACUGUGGAGGAUACAGAGAGUGGACUGAAUGUAGGUGAUACACAGUGGCUGGUGCAGAGUGUGGCAUGUAUGUAGGUGAUACACAGUGGAGGAUACAGAGAGUGGGCUGUGUGUAGGUGAUACACAGUGGAUGGUACAGAAUGUGGACUGUAUGUAGGUGAUACGCAGUGGAUGGUACAGAGAGUGGGCUCUAUGUAGGUGAUACACAGUCGAUGGUAUAGAGUGUGGACUGUAUGUAGGUGAUACACAGUGGACGAUACAGAGAGUGGACUGAAUGUAGGUGAUACACAAUGGCUGGUACAGAGUGUGGACUGUAUGUAUGUGAUACACAGUGGAGGAUACAGAGAGUGGACUGAAUGUAGGUAAUACACAAUGGCUGGUACAGAGUGUGGACUUUAUGUAGGUGAUACACAGUGGAGGAUACAGAGAGUGGGCUGUAUGUAGGUGAUACACAGUCGAUGGUACAGAGUGUGGACAGUAUGUAGGUGAUACACAGUGGAGGAUACAGAGAGUGGAAUGUAUGUAGGUGAUACACAGUCGAUGGUAUAGAGUGUGGACUGUAUGUAGGUGAUACACAGUGGAGGAUACAGAGAGUGGACUGAAUGUAGGUGAUACACAAUGGCUGGUACAGAGUGUGGACUUUAUGUAGGUGAUACACAGUGGAGGAUACAGAGAGUGGGCUGUAUGUAGGUGAUACACAAUGCCUGGUACAGAGUGUGGAAUGUAUGUAAGUGAUACACAAUGGCUGGUACAGAGUGUGGACUGUAUGUAGGUAAUACACAGUGGAGGAUACAGAGUGUGGACUGUAUGUAGGUGAUAAACAGUGGCUGGUACAGAGUGUGGACUGUAUGUAGGUAAUACACAGUGGAGGAUACAGAGUGUGGACUGUAUGUUAGUGAUACACAGUGGCUGGUACAGAGUGUAGACUGUAUGUAGGUGAUACACAGUGGAGGAUACAGAGUGUGGACUGUAUGCAGGUGAUACACAGUCGAUGGUAUAGAGUGUGGACUGUAUGUAGGUUAUACAUAGUGGAGGAUACAGAGAGUGGAAUGUAUGAAGGUGAUACACAGUCGAUGGUACAGAGUGUGGACUGUAUGUAGGUGAUACACAGUUGAGGAUACAGAGAGUGGAAUGUAUGUAGGUGAUACACAGUCGAUGGUAUAGAGUGUGGACUGUAUGUAGGUGAUACACAGUUGAGGAUACAGAGAGUGGAAUGUAUGUAGGUGAUACACAGUCGAUGGUACAGAGUGUGGACUGUAUGUAGGUGAUACACAGUGGAUUUUACAGAGAGUGGAAUGUA